Messenger RNA from Candidula unifasciata, 154 nucleotides. NCBI's taxonomy places the organism in Eukaryota, Metazoa, Mollusca, Gastropoda, Stylommatophora, Geomitridae. The record is from the annotation of a GenBank genome assembly.
UCGUCCUCAUCACAACCAACGUCAUCCAAAACAAAUUUGUACUCCUUCAGGUAGCGACACCCAUCUUCAAGAGUAUACCCAGAAGGAUCAACGAGUCCAACCGCAUCUCUGCACGGCUCACUCAGAUUCUGAAUCGUCUGAUUCAUCUCCUGCA